Histoplasma capsulatum G186AR is the source of this 303-nucleotide messenger RNA. RefSeq lists its product as uncharacterized. The transcript has a single exon. The coding region runs from base 1 to 303 and encodes 100 amino acids. NCBI's taxonomy places the organism in Eukaryota, Fungi, Ascomycota, Eurotiomycetes, Onygenales, Ajellomycetaceae. The record is from RefSeq and is a predicted model, not a curated record.
AUGGCGUUGGUGAAAAGAAAGUCAAUUGAGAGAGACAAAGAGAACGAGAGAGGGUCAGGGGAGGAGCGAGAAAACGAGGUGAGGAGGGAGGAAGAGAGCAGAGUCUUGGAGUCAGGUAAGGGGCGAGCGCAGGAACUAGUGGGCCAGCUUGGGCUGGAUUUAGGGCCGUCCACGGGUGACGAAGGCCAGGCGGGAGGUGGGGAGAGGCUUCCAGGGCUUCCAGUGCUUCAGGCUCCGUGGGCUCUAGGGGGGGCUGAUGGGGUACCAGGUGGGGGUGUCCGGGGGUUUGUUGGCCCGUGGUAG